AUUAAAGUUGCCGAGUGACGCCAUAAAUGAUGAUCGCUCCCCAUAAUACUAUCUGAGUCUGAGAGCAACAAGACGAGAAAAUUAUCCAGUUCCUGAUUGAGGCCGGUGCGGCGGUGCGUUAGUCUGAGGCAGCAGUGAGAGGCAGGCUGGAUGGAAGGAGGAUUACCGUUGAUUGAAAGAGAUGAUAAUCCUAAUCGUAGAUUAACAUGGAGCGUAUUUGGGGAGGAGGCUAAGAAAUUCGGAUACAUAGCAGCGCCAAUGGUGGCAGUGACUCUUUCACAGUAUUUGUUGCAGGUUAUCUCGGUCAUGAUGGUCGGUCACCUCGGUGAGCUUGCUCUUUCUAGCGCCGCCAUUGCCAUCUCCAUUUCUAGCGUCACUGGUUUCAGCUUAAUCAUGGGGAUGUCAAGUGCACUGGAAACGUUAUGUGGACAAGCUUACGGAGCUCAACAAUACAAAAAAUUCGGAACUCAAACUUACACCGCCAUUUUCUCUCUUAUAAUCGUUUGCAUUCCUCUCUCUAUCAUCUGGAAAAAUACAGGAGCUAUACUCCUUCUUAUUGUACUACAACCACUCGUUCGUUAUUUCCAAAUGCAAAGCAUGCUAUGGCCUAUGCUCAUUAGCUCAACUGUUGCUCUACUUUUACACAUUCCUCUUUGUUAUGCCCUUGUAUACAAGACCACAUUAGCAAACAUUGGGGGAGCAAUUUCCAUGGGUAUUACAACGUGGCUAAAUGCAAUCUUUCUUUUCUUUUACAUGAAAUAUUCUCCCUCGUGUGAAAAAACACGCGCCCCUAUAUCGAUCGAGGUUGUCCAUGGGAUGAAACAGUUCUUUAGCUAUGCUAUCCCUUCCGCUGUCAUGAUUUGUCUUGAAUGGUGGUCAUAUGAAAUUCUAAUAUUGUUAUCCGGUCUUCUCCCAAAUCCGGAGCUUGAAACUUCUGUUCUUUCUGUAUGUCUCAAUACUAUUGCGACACUUUACGCCAUAGCAUUCGGAUUCGGGGCUGGAAUAAGCACAAGGGUAUCGAAUGAGCUAGGGGCUGGAAACCCACGUGGCGCCCGUAUGGCAGUCUAUGUUGUCCUUAUCCUUGCCAUCAUCGAAACAAGUGUCAUUAGCACAAGUGUUUUUGUUAGUAGGCGUGUUUUCGGGUAUAUUUUCACAAACGAAAAGGAAGUUGUUGACUAUGUUACAAAAAUGGCUCCUCUUCUUUGCUUAAACAUUAUCAUGGAUAGUCUACAAGGAACCCUUUCAGGUGUUGCGAGGGGUGUUGGGUGGCAACAUCUUGGGGCUUAUAUCAAUCUUGCUGCUUUUUAUCUUGCUGGGAUUCCGGUUGCUGCUUUCUUGGGAUUCUACACAUCAUUACGAGGAGUUGGUCUAUGGAUUGGAAUCCUUGUGGGUGCUGCAAUACAACUUAUUUUACUCACCACUGUAACCAUUUCCACAAAUUACGAAAAACAGGCUACAAAGGUGAGAGAGAGGUUAUUUAAUGAGGAAUCGUCUGUGGAGAGAAUAAUGUGAAGUUAAAGUGUACUUGUUUGUGUUUCGUUUAUGUAACUAUAAAGUUGAUUAAAUGAUGUUUGUAUAUUUUGUUUCCAAGUAGAAAUGCAUAUGUUUUAUUCAUAAAGAUAUCAUAAUUUCAAUAUUAC
Lactuca saligna is the source of this 1640-nucleotide messenger RNA. NCBI's taxonomy places the organism in Eukaryota, Viridiplantae, Streptophyta, Magnoliopsida, Asterales, Asteraceae. The record is from the annotation of a GenBank genome assembly.